Molecule: messenger RNA, 3025 nt
Organism: Acipenser ruthenus (sterlet)
Lineage: Eukaryota; Metazoa; Chordata; Actinopteri; Acipenseriformes; Acipenseridae
Product: heterogeneous nuclear ribonucleoprotein D0
Exons: 7
Coding region: 427-1383 (318 amino acids)
Biological process (GO): regulation of gene expression
Cellular component (GO): nucleoplasm
Molecular function (GO): RNA binding
Source: RefSeq, a predicted model, not a curated record
UAGUCUGCUGUCACAGCCCUAUCCUAGUACUUCAAACGGUCGCCCGAUACUGCUUCCCUUACCAAGAAACUUUACAAAAGUGGGUAAAACUACCGUACUCUACCUUAGUAUUGCUGAGUAGGUCGUGACUAGUAUGUGGCUUUCAUGUGGUCUCGGAUUGGUCCCAUCCCGACAGUCCUUCCCAGUACUGCUUCCUUCCUGCGGCCAUUUUGUGAGCAGCGCCAUUACUAACAUCUGAAGAGUGUAGAGAGAAAAAAAAAACCUAAAGAAAAAAAAACAAACAGCUUUUAGAGCUGUCACCGAGUGGUGUGUGUGUAUGUAUGUGUGAGCGAGCGCUCUCCUUCCUUCGGGUCGCCUCCCCUUUAAAGAAGAAAAACGAACCCCGAAGUAAUCAAUUCAAAGGUGCCGUAAUAUCCGUCGGUAAAUAUGUCUGAAGAGCAGCACGCCGGAGAGGAGCCGGUGUUGAAGGAGGAUAAGGAGGUGAAGAAGGAGGAUGAGGAGGCGAGCAGCGAGGAAGUGCAGACGGCGACCGGCGAAAGCAUAGCGGGGGAAUCCGAGGGAGCCAAGAUCGAUGCGAGUAGGAACGAGGAAGAUGAAGGAAAAAUGUUUGUUGGAGGGCUGAGCUGGGAUACCACAAAGAAGGACCUGAAAGAUUAUUUUUGCAAGUUUGGAGAGGUUGUAGACUGCACAUUAAAACUGGAUCCCAUCACUGGACGGUCCAGAGGAUUCGGCUUUGUAUUAUUUAAAGAGGCUGACAGUGUGGAUAAGGUUAUGGCGCAAAAAGAACACAAGUUGAAUGGAAAAGUAAUUGACCCCAAAAAGGCCAAGGCUAUGAAAACGAAAGAACCAGUGAAGAAGGUCUUUGUUGGAGGCCUUUCCCCCGAUACCCCUGAAGAGAAAAUUAGGGAAUAUUUUGGUGGUUAUGGAGAGGUGGAGUCAAUAGAACUGCCAAUGGAAAACAAGACGAAUAAAAGGCGAGGGUUCUGCUUUAUUACAUUCAAAGAGGAAGAACCUGUAAAGAAGAUAAUGGAAAAGAAAUACCACAAUGUUGGGCUCAGUAAAUGUGAAAUCAAAGUUGCCAUGUCCAAGGAGCAGUAUCAACAGCAGCAACAACAUUGGGGAGGCAGGGGCAGCUUUGCCAUGAGAACUCGAGGAAGAGGAGGUCCAAACCAAAAUUGGAACCAGGGAUAUGGCAACUACUGGAAUCAAGGUUAUGGCAAUUAUAACUACGGAUACAACAACCAAGGCUAUGGAGGAUAUGGAGGCUAUGAUUACUCUGGUUAUAACAACUACUACGGAUAUGGUGACUACAGCAAUCAGCAGAGUGGUUAUGGCAAAACCCCAAGGCGAGGUGGUCACCAAAACAGUUACAAGCCAUACUAAAAUAUAAUCCCUACUUUUAACAAGCAGGUAUGUUGAAACAUUGCUUAUAGCAACACUUCAUUAAUAUAAAUUUCAUUUUAAUUAUUAUAUUGACCUUUUGUUUAACGUAUUAUAAUGUUGAAUUUUUUCUUUAAAGUUUCACAGCACCCAGACGUGCUUUCUGUAAUGGUAACUUAGAGACUUCUUUUGGAGUUAUGUACCACUGGUGCACUUAAGCGUAUGGCUUUUGCCCUUUUGUAACUGUAAAGUUAACAGGUAAAGUACUGCUAAUGGGUACAAAUUAAGGAGUUACAACGAAAGGAAAGAAGAAUGUUGCCUACUAACUCUGAUAUUGUACCUUGUUUGUACCCGCCAGCGGGAACUUCAUUGCAGGCCGUGUGUCGCGCUGACUUCACGAUUCUCAAAGGCCCGCUCAAUGCGGACAGGGUACGAGAUGCUCACGCUCUCGAAUGCUGCCGUUUGGUAUGGUCUCUUCCAACAUCCUGUAUCAGCAUUAGAAAAUACAAUGGAUACUUCAAGCUUUGCCUUCACUUAUUUCUUUGCUUUUUUUAUAUAGACAUAUACAUUAUAAUGUAAUUUUAAUGUAAUUUUUUACAGGCCCCAAGUAAUGCUUAAAUACGACAACUUACUGAAAAAAAUAACUAUUUAUUCUUCUAAGGAUACAGCUUUCUCUGGAUUUUCCAGUGUCAUAAUAUAUUUUAUUCCUAAUCUAUUUGUAAUGCUUGCUUUUCCCCGUUUAUAGCCCUUGUAGCAGUAAUUGCCAGUAGUCCAUGAGCUAAAACCUGUUCUGUGCAUGGAUUUCACUCUUCUGAAGAGAUCCAUAUAAUGUUGUAUACUGUGUAUACGGUUUUGUUUUCUGAGACAAUCAAGUGGAUUAAAUAUGUUCUUCUGAAUAUCAUGAUCAUUUUUUCUAAGUAGUUCAUUCAUAUUUUAAUACUGUGAGAACCAAAAACUUGUCUUAAAUACUUUUUGUAUGUAUGUAUGUAUGUAUUUAUUUAUGUAUGUAAGCAUGUAUGUAAGCAUAAUGCAUAUAUAAUAUAAUAUGUUUUGUUUUAGGAGAGCCUAAAGGUCUUGCCCUUUUAAUCAGCUAGUAGGAUUCCUGGCACUUCUGCCGUUUGCUGCACUUCAGGAUUUCUAGCUUAUGGACUAAUUUAUUUAAGCUUUAGUUGUAGAAUUGUGUGUGUGUAUAUAUGUAUAUAUAGAAUAUAUAUUUGUCUGUUUUAAAUGUUAAUGGGACAUAUUCAAAAUGUGAUAUUUAGGAAUUCAUACAGAUUUCCAUUGACAAAUAUUAUUUUGUUUUUUUUAGGUGAAGGAGCAGUAUUUUACAUCAGAUAGAAGAUCUCUACGAGGUGGUUAUAGCUAGACUCUGAUAGCAGUUUUUCAGACUUUUUUGUGUUUAAUAUUUAUCUUGUAUGGCUGAAUUAAGUCACUGAUUCAUUGUGCAAUGGCAUUCCUAAAUUUACUUAAAUAUUGCUUUUAUUACUUUUAAUGUGUGGCAACUCCUAGGCUUGAAAUGCAACCAACUUAUGUUUUUUUUCCUUAAUAUGGUUUAUUGUGAAAAAGUAUUGUUAUGAUAUUGUGGUGAACUGAUGUUCUAAAAUUGUUGGGUUAUUUUUUCUAAAUAAACCUUUUUGUACAAGUA